AUGGACAGUUGCCGUGUCACUCCUGAAUGCUAUGGCCACAUGACCAGGCUCUUGUCAAGCUUAGCCGGGGGACGCAUGGUCCUGGCACUAGAAGGCGGCUACAACCUAAGCAAACCCAUAAAAAAGUACUGGACAGCUCUUUCCUUCCAGGUUGAUCUUCCUGUUGAGGAUGUUCUGUGCCAAGGCUUUGGAGGUGGGGCCCAACCCGUGGAGUCAGGUGCUUCUGGUUCUGAAGUCUCUUCGUGUAAUGUGUCUCCUGUCUCCACUCCGUCCACUGCAUCCCCUCCUUAUGUCUCUGCUCCAUCUUCUCCUGAUAAGACUUGGAAGAAUGGAAAGUGUAAGGAUAACGGAGCAUCUCCACAAUUGGAAUGCAACUCUGGAAGGACCAAGUGUGAUUCAGAACAAAUGGACAUAGACAUUACACCAAACCCUGAAUUGCAGAAGUCUGUGAGAUGCAGAGUGAAAAGUGAAAAAGCUGCUUCAGCAUCAGUUGCAGAACAAAGGGAUGUAAAAGCUGGAGGAAUGCAGAAACAGUUUGGUUCAGAAGGAAGUUCAAGGAUAGCAGGAGAAAGGUUGGGAUCAAGGUGGCACAGGGGAGAGCGCUAA
Messenger RNA from Penaeus vannamei (Pacific white shrimp), 606 nucleotides. NCBI's taxonomy places the organism in Eukaryota, Metazoa, Arthropoda, Malacostraca, Decapoda, Penaeidae. The record is from RefSeq and is a predicted model, not a curated record.